CAUUACUAGAAAGAAAUAUCUACCUAGACUUUUUGACAAUGGUGGAAUUUUGUGUAUGUUGAAAAUUUUAGCCUUUGAGAUAUAAAAUCACAUCCACACAAAUUUCAGAAUUUUGUGGUACGCUCAUUUUUCAAACCCAAAUUUCAAGAUAUUUGUUCAAGAUUUUGUUGUUUAGUUGAUCCUAUUAUUGUUAUCCUUUAAAAGCGCGAAUGGUGCACACCAUCUGUUUGUGAUAAUGGCAACUACAAGUGCUCCGAUCUUCCAGUCAUGGGCACAAAUCGUAUCGGCUUCUCGUGCUUCAUCCAGCAGUAAUUUAACUGCUUUCGUCGCAAACACUCAUGGUAGUAAACAAUUAAUGGUUUCUCCCUUACAAGAACAUCAAAAAUGGAGGAAUCCGGUGAAGACCAACCGGAAGAUAAGGGUUGCGGCUGUCGUAGCAACUCCUGCCGCCGAGGAAGUUAAAGAAGCAGUUCUUCCCUCAUGGGCGGAUUUCGACAUUGGGCGAGCUCCAGUCUACUGGAAAACAAUGAAUGGCCUUCCUCCUAGUUCCGGAGAGAGACUGAAACUAUUUUACAAUCCCGCUGCUAGCAAACUCGCACCAAAUGAAGAUUUUGGAAUCGCAUUUAAUGGUGGAUUUAAUCAACCAAUCAUGUGUGGUGGUGAGCCAAGAGCUAUGCUACGCAGAGAUCGAGGCAAGGCCGAUCCUCCAUAUUACACCAUCCAAAUAUGUGUUCCUAAGCAUGCUGUUAACUUGAUAUUCUCGUUCACAAAUGGAAGUGAGUGGGAUGGUCCUUAUAAAUUGCAAUUUCAAGUGCCAAAAGCAUGGAGAAAUCGAGAAUUGGACUUCUUUAAUCGGGGUCUCACGGAGGAAUUGAGCCGAGAGGGUGCGUGCGAAAAGGCAAUAUAUCCCGACACAAGCAUUAUCAUUGAUAGAUGCCAAUUGAUGGGUAACUUGGCUAGCGAAGGGGGGGAUCGAUGCGAACUUGAUCUUGUAACUGGUUGCACUGAUCCAGGCUCUCCCGAAUACAAUCCUCUUGCCAAUGUAGACGAUGGGUCAUGCCCACCUUACUCAGAUUCCGAAUCCGAAGAUUAACAUCUACAAUUGUAAUAUUGUCAACAUUAUAAAAAAAAGUAGUCCAUUCAACUGUAGUUAAUAGUCACUUAUCGUUCAUGGUCGUGCCUGUUCUUGUUAAUACAUUCGAAUACAAUAUACGCAAUAAUACAGAACGUUAGGGAAAUCAAGCUUUUUCCCUUAGUCCUAACUAUUUUAUAAAAAAUUUCAUCGUUUAUUUUUUCAAACCAUUCUCCAAAAGUGAUGUCAUUAUCUUAAAACAUAUUUAAACAUUAUUUACAUAGACAACAUUUGAUAAAGUAAAUAAAAAAAGAAAGAGUCCUCAUUGUGUCCCAUUUCCGAGCUUUGGAGACGCAAGGAAGACCUUACGAUCGCCAUUGGAAUUGGGGUCAAUUGUGGGUGUUUUGUGGCUUUUGUCGAUGUAUUUUCCGGCUAUGGAAUCAAAUAACAUGCCCGCACCGAUUCCGACUACCAAAUCGAUGGUGUAGUGGCCUCUGGUGCUCAACAACCUCACAAAUUGUAAUACGUUGAAGAUGUCGAAAAGAAUCGCCAAUUCCGACCUUUGCAUCCUCCUCAUGUCGAGAGAUGCUAUAACUGAUGCAGCUACGUGACCGGAAUAGAAUAGAAAGAACGAUACGUUUCCAACCGGAAAGUCGACGUCGGAACCUAAAAAUCCCUGUAGAUAUAAAUUCUUGAUCAAAUCAUGUUUUCAGUUAAUUUUUUUUAUUUUAAAAGAUCAAUAUUUGAACUCUCAUGAUUAUCAAAAUAUGGAACCGGUUACAAAUAAAUGAGUGAUAUUUUGUUUUAUAUAACUGGAUUUCCUGUUUGAAUAUAAAGUAUAAAUAUUUG
Lactuca saligna is the source of this 1921-nucleotide messenger RNA. The record is from the annotation of a GenBank genome assembly. NCBI's taxonomy places the organism in Eukaryota, Viridiplantae, Streptophyta, Magnoliopsida, Asterales, Asteraceae.